AGGCCCUGCUAUCCCGUUUGAAAGGUUCGAUCGAGAGAGAGAGAGAGAGCAAGAGAGGGAGAAGAAUGGGUGGGAGCGUUCUGGGGCUGUGUAUGCCUUCCCCUGCAUCGAUUUCCCUCUCUAAAAGGUUGCCGAUAUCCUCAUUCGGUGGGCUGAGGUUGAGCACUACCCGCCAUCUAUCGUCUGGAGUGAGAGUGGCCGCUCCUUCUAUUGGUAGGUCCUCAAGGCGGAGCGUCGUGAUGAUGGCCAAGCGGGAGGAGGAGAUGAAGGAGAUAAGAGAAAUGUCCACUGAGCAGAUAAACAAUGAGGUAGUCGAUCUCAAGGGCGAGCUCUUCAUGCUCCGCCUGCAGCGCUCUGCCAGGAACGAGUUCAAAUCCAGCGAAUUUGGACGAAUGAGAAAAAGGAUUGCUCGGAUGUUGACGGUUAAGAGAGAAAGGGAGAUAGAGGAAGGAAUCAACAAAAGGCUAUCCAGAAAGCUUGACCGUAAAUGGAAGAGAAGCAUUGUUGUUAGACCACCACCAUCACUAAGGAAGAAGCUAGAGGAAGAAAAGGCAGCAGCAGAGGAAAAAAGUACAUGAGCAAAUGUAGCAUAAUUUUGCACAUAACUCGAGACUCAUAGAUGUGAAUGUUGCUUAGAUCUGUUUUGAGGGCAUUCGUUUCAAAUGUCAAAAAUUGUUUGAUUCGAAAACCACAAGACUGCCUUUUGCUUCUUUUCUGUCAUUAAAGGUUGAACGUUUUGUUAAAGAGGAACGGCCACUAGUAGAUUCUUUGCCUGUACACAACCGUUCCUCUAUGUGUUUAGUUAGUUCGUCAGAUGUUGCGAUUAAGACCCAAAAAAUUGGCUUCGUGGAGCUGCAGUGGCUGUCAAACAGGCAUUAUGAUUCAUUUUCAUUCUUGGGAAUGUUUACCACUGCUGCGGAAGGUGUUCAGAUUCA
Molecule: messenger RNA, 935 nt
Organism: Nymphaea colorata (pocket water lily)
Lineage: Eukaryota; Viridiplantae; Streptophyta; Magnoliopsida; Nymphaeales; Nymphaeaceae
Product: 50S ribosomal protein L29, chloroplastic
Exons: 2
Coding region: 66-578 (170 amino acids)
Biological process (GO): translation
Cellular component (GO): ribosome; chloroplast
Molecular function (GO): structural constituent of ribosome
Source: RefSeq, a predicted model, not a curated record